AAAUUCCCAGUGAGAACAAAUAAUUGACUUUAGAUACAUAAUUUAAUUUUCAAAUUUUCUAGGAACUUAUCGUAUGUUUAAAUUAUAGUGGAUAUUCUUGCUGUUGUGGAUUUGUUUUCAGUGCUCUAUUUUGAAAGCGCGCCUAGAACUUGCAUUACUUGCAUUGAUCGAUUACCAAUUAUCGCUUCCUGCUGCACGCAAUCGAUCACAGCGUUGCCAGAGCAGCAGCAAAAGGAUGCAAUUGUCGUUGGAGUUGCCACCGCGCUUUGCUAGAAAUUGACAGAUAAGACGAGUUUAUCAAAAUGCAAACACAAACAAAAGAAGUAAAAGAGAGAGUUGACAUAAAAGCAGAUAAGCAAGAGGAAACAAAGCAUCAUAAAGCUUUGCAUCAUUUUGUGAGUUGACCAUAUUUUAAUUGAGCUCUACCAACUCUAAGAUGCCACGCCCAGUGCUGUUGAUACAUGGCGGAGCAGGCGACAUUACUGACGCUCGCGUAGCCGGCAAGUUCAAGGGCAUCAAAGAGGCAUUGCGUGCAGCCUGGCAUCAUCUCGAGAAGCAGGAGGAAGUGCCAAAGUCAGAAAAGGAUUGCGCCCUAGAUGCCGUCGAGGCAGCUGUGCGCUCCAUGGAGCUUGACGAGGCGUUCAAUGCCGGUUACGGUGCCUGUUUGAACACCGAUCAGCAGGUGGAAAUGGAAGCCAGCCUUAUGGAGGGGCGUAACUUGCGCGCUGGGUGCGUCACGCUGCUGCAAGAUGUCAUGCAUCCCAUUACAGUGGCUCGUCGCCUCAUGGAGAAGCAACGCCAUGUCUUUAUCGGCGGCUCGGCUGCUCAGCAGCUGGCCCUGAGCACAGGUAGCGAACGCUUGCGUCCCGGCGCUCUAAUCACGGACAGCGCAAAGCAAGCGCUGCACGAGUUUCAACAGCAGCAGGCAGCGGGCAUAGACACAACCUAUGCACGCACCGAACUGGAUGAUGCACGCACCGAUCCCAAGGGCGAUACGGUCGGCGCAGUGGCUAUGGAUCGACAUGGUCACAUUGUGGUGGGCACAUCGACGGGCGGCAUCACUGGCAAGUGGCCGGGACGCAUUGGCGACACGCCCCUACUGGGCUGUGGCACGUAUGCGGACAAUACCAUCGGUGGCGUCUCCACCACGGGUCAUGGCGAGACCAUCAUGCGUUACAAUCUUGCCCAGCGCAUUUUGGCCGCCAUCCAGCACAAGGGUCUGUCCGCUCAGGCAGCCGCCGAUCAGGAAUGCCAGCUGAUGACGAAGCGCAUUGGUGGCACAGGCGGCGCCAUUGUUGUUGAUCACAAUGGUGGACUGGGCAUCAGUUUCACAUCGCACCGCAUGGCCUGGGGAUAUGUCCAAGACGGCAUCAUUCACUACGGCAUCGAUCACAAUGAAAUGCUCCAGGAGCCUUUUGCAACAUAAGAACGGAAAAUUAAUAUACCCCAAAAUGUUUUUUUUUUUAUAAAUAAAAGAAAAAAGAGAUGAGACUA
Messenger RNA from Drosophila sulfurigaster albostrigata, 1494 nucleotides. RefSeq names its product probable isoaspartyl peptidase/L-asparaginase GA20639. The record is from RefSeq and is a predicted model, not a curated record. Bases 437 to 1426 code for a protein of 329 amino acids. The transcript has a single exon. Gene Ontology annotation, molecular function: asparaginase activity. NCBI's taxonomy places the organism in Eukaryota, Metazoa, Arthropoda, Insecta, Diptera, Drosophilidae.